AUGCUCGAAUACCCGGAUCCCGACACGAUCCGCAUUUUGAUCACUUCGGAUAACCAUGUUGGCUAUAAUGAAAACGACCCCAUUACUGGAGAUGACUCUUGGAAAACAUUCGAGGAAGUUAUGUCAAUAGCGCGCGAAAAGAACGUGGAUAUGGUACUGCAAGGUGGCGACUUGUUUCAUGUGAACAAGCCGUCAAAUAAGUCCAUGUACCAUGUUAUGAAAAGCCUGCGUCUCAACUGUAUGGGCGAUAAACCGUGUGAAUUGGAACUCUUGAGCGAUCCUUCCAUGGUAUUCAAAUACAGCGAGUUUACAGACGUCAAUUACGAGGAUCCAAAUAUGAAUGUUUCUAUUCCAGUAUUUGGAAUUUCCGGAAACCACGAUGAUGCUUCAGGCGAUGCCCUACUCAGUCCAAUCGAUAUUCUUCAAAUCAGUGGUUUGGUAAAUCAUUUUGGGAAGGUGAUGGAAAGCGACAAUAUCGAGGUAACACCACUACUAUUUCAAAAAGGCUGCACGAAAUUGGCGCUGUACGGCCUUGCGUCUGUACGAGACGAGAGACUAUUUCGAACUUUCAAAGAUGGCAAGGUUAAAUUCAAUGUCCCUACUGUUCGCGAUGGAGAAUGGUUUAAUCUCAUGUGUGUGCAUCAAAAUCACACGGGCCAUACUAAUACAGCUUUUUUACCAGAACAAUUCCUGCCCGAUUUCUUCGAUCUCAUUGUGUGGGGACACGAACACGAGUGUAUUCCGCACCUGGUACAUAACCCGACCAAAGGUUUUGACGUUCUUCAGCCAGGCUCCUCAGUAGCUACAUCUCUUUGCGAAGCGGAAUCCAAAGAAAAGCAAGUCUUCAUAUUGGAGUGUAAAAGUGGCAUGCAACCACAACUUACUGGCAUCCCUCUUAAAUCGGUGAGACGUUUCAUUAUGAGAGACGUUUCUCUCAAGGACGUAACAGGAUUGAAGCCUCACGAUCGAGAAUCCAUUACUAAGUUUCUACAAGGGGAAGUUGAUGCUAUGAUCAAAGAAGGAAUCGGCGAAAGGGCAAAUUUAGACGCAGAUGGGCUUGAAGAGAUUAUUCCUUCAUCGAUGUUACCUUUGAUUAGACUUCGUAUUGACUACAGUGCCAAAAAUGACCAAGAUCUCGACUAUCAAGUAGAAAAUGCAAGACGUUUCAGCAAUAGGUUUGUCGGCAAAGUAGCCAACACCAACAACGUCAUUCAGCUUUAUAAAAGAAAGAAGCAAACAACGAAGAAAUUAUAUGAUCAGAUGGAUGUAGAUUACUUAGCCAAAGAUCGCGAUGGUGAUCUUGGUGUGCAAACCAUGGUACAGAAUAUGCUUAAGUCAAUGAAUCUAUCGUUGCUUCCCGAAUUGGGGCUGAACGAAGCUGUUGGCAGAUUUGUGGAAAAAGAUGAGAAAACCGCUUUGAAAGAUUAUAUUGACCGCGAGAUUGAAAACGAAGUCAAACUGCUGAUUUCUAAUCAACAGCUUAUCAAUGUUGAUGAUAUCCACGAUCUCAAGAAACUUGUCAGAGACGUAAGAUCUGCAAAUACUUUAGACUCCAGCAGGGAGCUGUUUCAGGCGCAGGAAACAGCAGCUGCCUUGAACAUCACGCUAGAUGCUCCAAAUGGUACCAUUAAUAGUUCUAUGCACAGCAAAGGAGCUGAGAAACACCGAGAGAACCAUCCCAAAUUAGAUAGGAGACCACGAGCAGCGAGAAAAGCGAAAUCUCAAGCACAGAGGCCUCCAGCAUUUAGUGCCGAGAUAAUCGAUUCAGAUCAUAGCGAUCCCAGUGUGUCAUCGAUGGAAAUAGAUGACGAGCUAGAAGACGCGCCCUCGCGCGGACAUCGAGACGUAGAUACCUUGGAGCCUCCUGUCGACGAACGGUCAAGCCGAAAGUCUUCUGCCGCAAAAAAACCCAGAAAAACAGCACCAAAAUCGAAACACCCCAAGACGCCUAAAACGGAUAUCCUGAAUAGUCUACUAGCAAGCAAAAGAGGAUGA
This is a messenger RNA of Lachancea nothofagi CBS 11611, 1995 nucleotides long. The record is from the annotation of a GenBank genome assembly. NCBI's taxonomy places the organism in Eukaryota, Fungi, Ascomycota, Saccharomycetes, Saccharomycetales, Saccharomycetaceae.